GGCCAUAAAUAUAUUUGGAAUUAAUGGCUUCUCUGACUUCGAUCACGCUGAACCCAUCUUAUUCUUCGCCGUUGGGAUCAUUGGCUUCCAAGCAUUGCCAGCAUAACCAGAAUUCCUGCUGGCUUACAGCCGUCGGAUCAGUCAGAUCUUCAUCAUCAUCCACAAGGCAACGGUUUUCGUCGCAGGGCCUCAGAAUCCGUAGUGCCGCAACAAAACAAGCUAAAACGCCAGCCGAAGAAGAAUGGAAGACUAAGAGGGAACUUCUCCUACAGAAAAAGGUGAGGAGUGUGGAUGUGAAAGAAGCUCUGAGGCUCCAAAAAGAAAACAACUUCGUGAUUCUUGACGUGCGGCCUGAAGCGGAAUUCAAAGAGGCUCAUCCGCCGGGCGCGAUUAACGUGCAAAUAUACAGGCUUAUAAAGGAGUGGACAGCGUGGGACAUUGCCCGCCGUGCUGCUUUCGCGUUUUUCGGCAUCUUUGCCGGCACAGAAGAGAACCCUGACUUCAUAUCGAGUGUGGGAUCGCAGCUUGAUAAGAAGGCAAAGAUAAUAGUGGCUUGCGCCUCCGGUGGUACGAUGAGACCUACCCAAAAUCUCCCAGAAGGUCAACAGUCAAGAUCCCUGAUAGCAGCCUACUUGCUCGUCCUCAACGGUUAUACGAAUGUCUUCCACUUAGAAGGCGGACUUUACGAGUGGUUCAAAGAGGGGCUACCAUCGGUUGCAGAAGAAGAAGAAGAAGAAGAGUGAAGUACCGGUGGCGGUAUGAAAGAAAGAUGCUUCAAAGGAGCGUGUUUUGUUCAUAAGUGAGUGUGUGUGCGCGCGCGCUUGCCAUUUAUUCCUUAGUAUAACUAACAACUUGUGAAUUCGGAAUCAAAUUGAAUGUUCUUGUAAUGAUGCUAAACAUAACAACGACCGGAUAAUUUCCGCCCAUCUUCAUCA
Molecule: messenger RNA, 935 nt
Organism: Pyrus x bretschneideri (Chinese white pear)
Lineage: Eukaryota; Viridiplantae; Streptophyta; Magnoliopsida; Rosales; Rosaceae
Product: rhodanese-like domain-containing protein 14, chloroplastic
Exons: 6
Coding region: 24-743 (239 amino acids)
Cellular component (GO): chloroplast
Source: RefSeq, a predicted model, not a curated record